Molecule: messenger RNA, 988 nt
Organism: Contarinia nasturtii (swede midge)
Lineage: Eukaryota; Metazoa; Arthropoda; Insecta; Diptera; Cecidomyiidae
Product: glutathione S-transferase 1-like
Exons: 4
Coding region: 154-786 (210 amino acids)
Biological process (GO): glutathione metabolic process
Molecular function (GO): glutathione transferase activity
Source: RefSeq, a predicted model, not a curated record
AAAGUGUCAGCAUUCCUAUAUGAAGCCAUUCACUUGUCUCAAAGAGCAUUAGUUACUGGACGCUCGCAUUUCAAAUAAGCCGGACGAACAAAUAAUUCGCUGAGUUUUUUUCUCUUCAUUUUACAAAAAAUAAAAAAAACAAGUUCUAUCACAAUGGAUUUCUAUUACAUCCCAGGAUCAGCACCAUGCCGUGCAGUUCAAAUGACCGCAAAGGCAGUUGGCGUCGAAUUGAACUUAAAACUCACCAAUUUAAUGGCCGGUGAACAUUUGAAACCGGAAUUCAUCAAGAUUAAUCCACAACAUACCGUACCAACAUUGGUUGAUACCAAAGAGAACCUAAAUCUCUGGGAAUCUCGUGCGAUUAUGGUAUAUUUGGUUGAAAAAUACGGCAAGACCGCAUCAUUGUAUCCAGCUGAUCCAAAAGCUCGCGCUUUGGUCAACCAACGUUUAUAUUUCGAUCUUGGUACAUUGUAUCAACGUCUCGCCGAUUAUUACUAUCCACAAAUUUUUGCUAAAGCACCAGCAAAUCCAGAAAACCUCAAAAAAUUGGAAGAUGCCGUUGGUUUUUUGAACACUUUCUUGGAAGGUCAAACAUAUGCGGCCGGAGAUAAUUUGACCGUUGCCGACAUUUCAUUGGUUGCAACUGUGUCCACUCUUGAUGUAGCUGGAUUUGACCUAUCAAAGUAUCCCAACGUUGUUGCAUGGUACGAAAAAUGCAAAGCCACCACACCUGGAUACGACAUCAACACAGCUGGUCUUGCUGAAUUCAAGAAAUUCUUCAACUAAAACUUUUACAUUCACAUUUGCUUUAUUGAUGUGCACAUUUUUCGGCACCAUAUGCCCAAAUUGCACCACAUACACAUUUUGAAUAAAUUUUGCACCAUACAAUCACAUUACUACUUCUAUAGUUUAAAUACAUCAAAAGAUUUUAAAAUUUUCAAAAAUUGUUCAAUUGUUUGUUUUGAAUAAAAAGCACCAAAAAACACAA